Messenger RNA from Rotaria sp. Silwood2, 246 nucleotides. The record is from the annotation of a GenBank genome assembly. Lineage: Eukaryota; Metazoa; Rotifera; Eurotatoria; Philodinida; Philodinidae.
AUGACAAAUAAUCCUGUUCUAUUAAUAAUAACACCAUCAAAUCUACGUCUUAGUGAAAUAAAAAUGGAAAUAAAAACAACUAAAAUUGAAGAUAUUGUUCCUAUUCUAUAUGAACAACGAACAACAUUUAUAUUAUUAGAUCAAUCAGAUAAAACAAAUAAUUGUUUAUCAACUCCUGAAAUGUUCAUUGCAAAUAUUCGUACAGGUGGUUUUACACUUGAAGUUAUUAAUAAACGAUCCAGAUAA